Molecule: messenger RNA, 1853 nt
Organism: Oncorhynchus keta (chum salmon)
Lineage: Eukaryota; Metazoa; Chordata; Actinopteri; Salmoniformes; Salmonidae
Product: ras-related protein Rab-34-like
Exons: 11
Coding region: 267-1070 (267 amino acids)
Biological process (GO): endocytosis; phagosome-lysosome fusion
Molecular function (GO): GTPase activity; GTP binding
Source: RefSeq, a predicted model, not a curated record
CAGAGUCAGUGGUCCGCCUAAAAAACGAAAUCAUUUGCAGACUACGUUUUUCCCCACUCACUUCCGUAGAUCGAGUCUAUUUGGUGUAAGCAAAUACGGCGAGUGUUUUGGAAAGAUUGGGGUUAAUUUAUGUGAAAUCCUCAAAUCUAGAAACCAAACUAGAAGUCAAAGCAUUGUUUUUAUUGACUGAAAAACGGUUACAGCUCCGUGACGAAAGAACUCCCGACCCGUUACAAGGUCUCUCUGAUCACUGUUAUCUUGGCCUAAUGUCUGUCCGGGUGCCAUCCAUGAGUGUGCUGCCUCCUGUUCGAAGGGACCGCAUCAUUGCCCAGCUUCCUCAGUUUUACAGUAAGAAGGCUGCUGUGCACACUAAAGAUGAGUUCAACUCCAAAGUGAAGACUGCCUGCCAGGAGCAACGCACUGGCACAGUAGGUAGGUUUAAAAUUGCUAAGGUCAUAGUGGUUGGUGACCUGGCUGUGGGAAAAACAUGUCUGAUUAAUAGGUUUUGCAAGGAUGCAUUUGACAAGAACUACAAGGCGACCAUUGGUGUUGACUUUGAGAUGGAGCGGUUUGAAGUGUUGGGGGUGCCUUUCAGCUUACAGUUGUGGGACACUGCAGGGCAGGAGAGGUUCAAGUGUAUUGCUUCCACAUACUACAGGGGAGCUCAGACUAUUGUUAUUGUGUUCGAUGUAAAUGAUGUGGCAUCUUUGGGCCAUGCAAGGCAGUGGCUUGACGAUGCCUUGAAGGAGAAUGAUCCUACCAAUGUCCAGCUUUUCCUGGUGGGCACAAAGAAAGACCUAAGUUCUCCUGCUCAGUACUCUCAGAUUGAACAGGAUGCCAUCGAACUGGCUGAGGAAAUCAAAGCAGAAUAUUGGGCCUUGUCAUCAUUGACUGGGGAAAAUGUGAGGGAGUUUUUCUUCCGUAUUGCAUCUUUGGCAUUUGAGGCCAACGUUCUGGCAGAGCUAGAGAAGAGUGGAUCAAGGCACAUUGGGGACGUUAUCAAAAUUAACAGUAAUUCAAACAACGUGUAUGCAACAUCAAAGAAGAAACAGUCAAACUGUUGUCAAUGAAGACAAACACGUGACUACUACAGUUAAAAGGUACCAAAGCAAAAAGCAUAAUUUACUCAGAAGAGAAACUGAGAACCACGGACCACUCCCAGACACAUGGCAUUUGCAGUGAGAGCUAGCAGACGGGACAGAGACUUUUGCUUCCACAGGCAUUUGAUUUUCAUUUCUGCUGGCCCAGAAAGAACAGCUCCUUGGUUGGAUGUGGAUUCCUGUGGUGUUUGUCUUAUUUUUGCCUAUCUAUAGUUUCGGAAUAGAAUUUCCUCUAUGUCAUUGCACUCCAUACUGUACAAUUACAGUUUUUGAGUGUUGACAGAUUAUCGCGUCACUAUUGAGUAUUGACAAUCAUGGAUGUCUUCAAAUACCUAAUAUGGAUAUUUUUAAGACACCACCAUUAGGCCUAUUAGAGUUUUUACAGUGUUUUGUCUAGUGUUGUUUGCAUGCUAUAUGUUUUUUGCACAAUUUGUAACUAUAGAAUAGAUGGAAACUCAUGACUCCACCCUGGGAGGUUAUAUUAUGCUAGCUAAGGAGUAUGAUUUCAUUGUUUGGAUAGUCCUAUUUUUAGCAGCACAGAGGCGUUCAUACAGUAUGAGAGAUGUGUAUUAGUCAGAUGUACCUCAUCUACGUUAGAGACAAUAAUAUAACUGAGAUUUAUUCAUUUUCAAUUAUAUGCAAUAUUUGAAUGACUGAUCUUAUAUUAUCCCUCUAGUUGAAUAUCAUAAUCAGAGUGAAAUGUGCAUACAUAUGUCUAGUUGUCCUUUUAGACAAUAAAGAUUAUUUACGUUU